This is a messenger RNA of Archocentrus centrarchus (flier cichlid), 1898 nucleotides long. It is a transcript of the gene rbm34, whose product is annotated as RNA binding motif protein 34. Bases 395 to 1663 code for a protein of 422 amino acids. Gene Ontology annotation, molecular function: RNA binding. The transcript is spliced from 11 exons. NCBI's taxonomy places the organism in Eukaryota, Metazoa, Chordata, Actinopteri, Cichliformes, Cichlidae. The record is from RefSeq and is a predicted model, not a curated record.
UGUGUAACCGUCCCCCAGCUUCACUUCACCGGAUCUGUCACAUUUCGACAUCGUACAGUGUUCCGCAACCCCCUUUUUUUAAAUAGAAGUACCGUGAAGGAACUAUACUCACUGACACUUUGCAUGUGUCUAUUUAUUCCUACAAACCACUCGAACAGUUUAGUGAUAGGGUGUCAACUCAAACUACAUCUAGGAGAACACAUAGGAACCUUUGUGCCGCUCUGGCAGUGUUUCCUGUGGGGAAAACUUCUCAGUAGGACAGCGAUGUACUUGGAAAGGAAACGUGUAUCUAGCAAGUUAUUGUUGCAGUUGAUGCCGCACAAUAUUUAUUCCUAUUAAAAAGACGAAGCAGACGCCAGCCUUGGACUGAGACAGCAAUCAUUUGGAAGAAGCCAUGAAGAAGAAAGUUAACAACAGCAGAGAUGUGUUGUCAGGGCAACAGUCAGCUGACUACGUGGUGGGUCAGGUGUCAGGAAGCUUGUUCCAGAAGAACUCUUCAGCCUCCAGAUCACUUUCAGCGUUAUUCAGCUCACCUGUGCCAGCCAUGCAGCUUCUGUUUAAGCCUGCACCCCUGCCCGUUCAAAAAAGGACAGAAAGCAAUGAGCAGGAAAGCCCAAAGGUCAAAGGUCAGCCCUGCCAGAAGAAGAAGCCAGCUAAGGAGAAAUCAGCAGCCAACCUGGAGCUGGAAAAAAGAGAGGAUGGUUUACAGAAAGCAGACGAGGAUGAGGAAGGGCAAGAGACACCCAUGAAGAAGAGGAAGAGAAAAGCAUCAGAGUCAGGCAGAGACAAUGAUGCAGAGUACUGGGUGAUGAAGAGACAGAGGUUGAAGGCCAGCAGAGUGGAGGAGGCCUUAAAAAAGAAAAGGACAGUGUUUGUUGGCAAUCUGCCCACCAGCUGCACCAAAAAGACCCUGCGGCACCUCUUCAGGGAUGGAGGAUCCAUUGAAUCUAUUCGCUUUCGCUCUGUGGUCAGAGAGGACCCCUCCAUGUCCUGUAAAGUAGCUGCUAUUAAGCGCAAAGUUCAUCCCAAGAAGCAAAGUAUCAAUGCCUAUGUGGUGUUUAAAGAUGAAGAUGGAGUCACCAAAGCUUUGGAGAGGAAUGGCAUGGAGGUAGAGAAAGACUUCUACAUCCGAGUGGACAGAGUGACUGACAGCUCAUCUCAUGACCACAAGCGUUCUGUUUUUGUGGGGAAUCUGCCAUUUGACAUCAAUGAGCUGGCUUUUCGAAGGCAUUUCGAGGAGUGCGGCACAGUGGAGGCAGUGCGGCUGGUGCGGGACAAAAACUCUGGAUUGGGAAAAGGAUUUGGCUAUGUCCUGUUUGAGAGUGCCGACUCUGUGCAGCUGGCAUUGAAACUAGAAGGGUCAAAGCUAGAGGGCAGAUCCAUCCGGGUGAAGAGGUCGAUGAAGAAGGAGAAGGAGAAGAAUAACAGUGACAGCAAAGCGACAACAAGGAAAGUUGGCAAGAUUCCCAAAAAUGGUUCGGGAAGCGAGAAGGGAGCUGGUCGAGGAAGUUUCAAGUCCCCAAAGAAGGUGAUGGGAAACCAGCAGAAGUUGACCAAAAGCUCUACUUCCUUCAAAGGAGAAAUGGCAGAUCCAAACAAAAAGAAUAAAAAGAAAGGACUUAAGAAGAAAAAAGUGAAGUCAGACAAGUCUAUUCAUAUCUGACAUUUGAGAAUAAAUGAGAGAGAAAAAAUGUGUGAGGAGUUUGAUUGCUCGAUUACUUUAGAACAUCAGAUGAUUGCUGCAAGUAAAGGAAGAUCAGGAGGUUUGGAGCUGAACCAUCCAGGCUAACAACAAUAAUAUCCAGAUAUGUAUUUCACAUUUUGUUGUGUACACACAGAAAGCUUCCUUUGCCUGGCCUAAACAGAAAUACUUUCCAGUCUUUUCCACACUGUGGCCU